This is a messenger RNA of Symbiodinium natans, 4749 nucleotides long. NCBI's taxonomy places the organism in Eukaryota, Dinophyceae, Suessiales, Symbiodiniaceae. The record is from the annotation of a GenBank genome assembly.
AUGGGCGCGCUCUGGAGCAGCAGUUCUGCGCACCUCAGACAGCCUGGUGUAUACGUCGAUGCGGUCUCAGAGCCUGAUGGAGGCUGGAUGGUGUUUGACAUCACAGCUGCCGGGUUGGGUCCUGGUGACUUGCUCCUGCACUGGGGAGUGGGCAAGCAGAGUGCGGAGGAGUGGAUGGUGCCUGUCGAGAGCCAGGCUCGCACCGUCCCAGCAGCCAGCCGAGUCCCAGGCGCGUUGCAGACACCUUUCCCGCGCCCCGAUCGUCAAAACCAGCGGAAAGUGCGGUUGGAGAUCAAUACCGCUGCAGGACUUAAGGGCUUCCAGUUUGUUCUGCACAAGAAGCCCAAUGAGUGGCUCAAGAAUGGAUCCCGAAACUUUUUUCUUGACUUCUCCAACAUAGCCGAUAGUCGUGGCUUCAGAGAUCUGGUCACGCAAGCGACGAAGGAAAACCCAUCUGCCAAGGUCUCAUGCUACAGCUCGAGCGGCGUUGAGGUGGCAAUUCUAGCGCUUCCAGAUGGUCAUUGCUGCAAUGUGCAGGCAUUUGUGCGAUCCGGCCGUGAUCUAGUGCUACAGUAUGGCCCCGCGGGUGAUGAUCAUCGAUGGAAGUCGUCUACGAGGCUGAGCCUGCAAAAGGCUGUGGGCGAUAUUUACAAAGGGCAGAUCAAACUCAAGGCCCAGGACAUCCAGAAAUAUUUGAUGUUCGUUCUUCACGACCCCAGCGUAGACCAAUGGCUGAAGGAUGCUGGCCGAGACUUCGCCUUCGAGCUUCCCAAAGGCAUCAGGCAGAAGGGCGUGGAGCUUGAGGCACAGGCCCCGAAGGAACCAAUCGCCUUCAGUCCAGUGCGGCUCCAAAGGCGGGCAUCCAAGCUUUUCAGCACAUUCGUUGAGGAAAUGCAGCGAGCGGAGCCGGAGGCGAAAAGCAGCUCCUGGACAGUCCCAGGCAAUUAUGGCAUUGAGGUUGUCGUACUGGCAACUGCAGCCCCGGCCUCGUGUCACACUCACCUACUCGUGCAUGCCAAGACGGCGCUGGUUCUGCAGUAUGGUCUAGCUGGGCAGGAUCGAGCCUGGAAAUUCUCCAAGCGAGUGCCACUAGUUCGCGCAGGCACAGACAAAUGGGAGGCCUCUUUCGAAGUGCCAGCAUCAGACAUGGAGAAGUUCCUGAUGUUUGUCUUCCAUGAUGGUGCAGCCAAUCGAUGGAUCAAGCAUGGGCCCCAUGACUUCGAGUUCGAGAUGCCGCGCCACGAGGAGUGGGACCGCAUCCAGGAAAGAGCGAGCACCGAAGAGCCACAGAUCCAGCUGUUCAGUCACCUGAGCUAUGCACUCCCAGCACCGAGGUUGGAUGACGAUCGAUUCAUGAUGGCAUCGCGGAGUCAAUUCCUAGAGGCUAGGCGAGCACGUCAGUCACGAGCAGACAUCUCAUUCACAGCCUUCGAGCUCCAGGGAGACUCUGGCUCGCUGGAUGUUGCAUGCAUCUCCAAGGGCCACAGUCGUGCGAAGGUUGAAAUCAGAGCCUGGCUUCAUCCGCGCCUGGGAGCGUGCCUGAUGCAUUUCGGUGUCUUCGAAACUCCUCAGUCCAGAGAAUGGACAUCGGCCACUCAGAUCAAUGCAGUACAGUGGCCUUCGGACAUGCGAUACGUCGACCACCAAGCAUGCCAGGCAGCUUUGCGCAAGAUGGACGUCGGGAUUCAUGGUCUAGACUUCUCGCUGAGUGCCCACGCGGAAACGGACUCCAACGAGACGACGAUUGUGCCCGACAUUGGUGGUUUCGGCUUCGUGUUAAAAACUGUCGAAGGUGGCAUCUGGGUUAAACCGGCUGACGGGGGGGACGCUGUGGUCCGGUUCUCCCAUCAAAGGAAGUGGAAGGCCGAGAAGGGUGAGGGCACCUGGACCCAAGUGGCCGACAAAAUCGUGGAGCAAGAAAUGAGCAACCACAUGUCAUUGAAGAGGCGUUACGAGCAUUGCCUUGAGUUUCUGGACACGUUUGAAAAGAUCUCGGGCGUCCAGAUGCGACGCCUGCAAUCCUGGAGGACCUUGCUCCAGGUCGAUUCAGGAAAGGCUGUAUGGUCUCGCACACCUUCCAUGCCGCUCGUCGACGAGUCUAGUGAUGAAGAAGAGUUCUGGAGCUGGAUCUUUGUCUGGCAGCGCUUCUCUUUCCAGCAGCUGCUAACAUGGGAGCGGAACAUCAACACGCAGCCUCGAAUGCUUGCGGCCACGAUAAACCAGCUCACACAGCGGCUUGCCGAGCUGUGGAAGUCCACACCCAGCUGCCGCCUCUGGAUCCGCUGGACGCUGGCCACCAUGGGUCGCGGGGGAUCGGCCGGGCAGAAAAUUCGGGACGAGAUCCUGGUAAUCAUGCAUGCCCACCACAUCAAGGAAAUCCACGGGACGUACUACGAACAAUGGCACCAGAAGCUGCACAACAACACAACUCCGGCCGACAUCGGCAUUUGCCGUGCUAUCAUCGCAUAUCUCAAGAGUGGUGGCGACAUGGAGGUCUACUGGCGAGUGCUGGCCGAACACAACAUCACGAAGGAGCACCUGACGUCCUACAGCCGGCCAAUCACAACAGAGCCGUACAUGGUUCAGACGGACAUUGGACGUUUGAUCAGCGACUUUGAGAGGUAUCUCGGCAUCUUGAGAAGCGUGCACGAUGCCCUGGACUUGCAGCUUGCAGUCGACCACGCCAAGGAAUGCCUGCCCAGCAACCUGCAAGGCAGAUUGCGCGACGUUUGCAACAUGGGCGGCACGGGAUUCAACAGCCUGGACGAGGGCCAUGGCAAGUUUAUGCGAGUUGCCGGAGCCAGAGAUGACGUCCUCGCCAUUCUGAACCAUAAGGAUACAGAGGCCGGAGUGAUCAAGCAGCUGCUUGUCAUUGACUACACACUGGAGACUCAGCAGAGCGUCUUGGUCCAGGGUCUUGCCGGCGAGGUACGGCUUCCGCCUCUUGUUGACCAGAUGCGGGCCUUGUUAAUUGGCCUUAUGGGGCAGUUGCCCCUUGAGCCCGAACUCCCGGCGCUCCUUGCCGACUGGAACUCCUUUGCUCACAGCUGUGCCUCGCAGCACAGCGAGGACUCCGCAUUGCUUCUGAAGGCAUUGGUGGAUCGAAUCAGCCGGGUUGUUGGCGAGCUUUCUGACAAAUGUCAGAGACUGAUGGGUCCGAAAGCAGCAUUUCUUGGAGAGGCCGUCGGGGUAUCCAGGAAGAAUAUCGACAUCUUUGUUGACGAGGUGCUGCGUGGCACGUCGCUAAUGGCCGUGAGCCUCAUCUUGCAACGGCUGGAGCCGGUACUGAGGGGCAUUGCACAGUUGCCACCCUGGCAGAUGGUCUCUCCCAUUGAAAAACCUAUCCAGGGCAUGUUCAGACUCAUCGACAAAAUGACGGGAGUGCAAGGAGAGGUCUUCGAGACCCCGACCAUUUUGCUGAGUGGGGCGGUGAGCGGCGAGGAGGAGGUUCCCGACGGAGUUCUGGGCGUGCUGGUGCGAAGUGCCAAGGACGCACCUGAUAUCUUGUCGCACUGCGCCGUGCGGGCGAGAAAUUUCGGGGUGCUUCUCGCAACCUGCUUCGACCCGAAGAUAUCAGAGAACCUGGCCGCCGACUUUGCCGACAAGUGGGUGGAAGUCAGGUGUAGGCCUGAUGGAAACCUGACCAUCGCAGAGGUUGAGAGGCCAACAAACAUGGCAGAAAAACAGGCAGCCGACAACGCGACGGUAGCUAGAACAUCCAAGACCAAGGUGAAGAUGAAUCUGACUGACGACCUGGGCUGCCGUUGGUGUGUGCGCCCGGAUGAAAUGACACGGACAAACGUAGGCUCUAAGAGCCUGAACUUGGCCCUGCUGCGGCCGAAGCUACCCGCAGGAAUACUCACGCCACAGGCCGUGGCGUUGCCAUAUGGAACCAUGCAAAAGUCCUUGCGAGACGAAUGCAAUAAGGAUGUACUACCCAUGCUGGAAAAGGUUGUCAGUCGCUUGCAGCCAUCAACCUCGAACGAGGAUGCACAGAUCAUCUUUGAGGAGGCACAGCAGGUCGUGGAGUCUAUGCACUUCCCCAAGGCCCUGAAGGAGGCGCUUGCUAAGGCCAUGAAAGAAGUGGGCGGUCGGGACGGCGAGGACCGACUAAGCAAGUUGUUUCGGGAUGGCGAUGCUUGGCCAGCCAUCAAAGGUGUGUGGUCGUCGAUGUUUGCUCUUCGACCCUGGGUAUCACUGGCCAAGGCCGGGCGGAGCUUUCAUGACCUGAACAUGGCGGUGCUAGUUCAGGAGCUUGUCGAGGCCAAGUAUGCCUUCGUGCUCCAUACAGUCAAUCCCUUCACGAAAGACAAAGAUGAGCUGUAUGGAGAGAUCGUUGCCGGUAGAGGAGAGACUUUGGUCGGGAACUUCUCUGGCAGAGCCUUGAGUUUUGCAGUGCGUCGAGGGGGUGGCGAGCCGCGGGUUCUCUCGUACCCUAGCAAGAGCGUGGCUUUGCACGCACAGCCCUGUUUGAUUUUCAGGUCUGACAGCAAUGCCGAGGAUUUGGAGGGGUUUGCCGGCGCUGGUCUGUUCGAAUCCGUUUGUGCAGAGGAGGAUAAAGGAGGAUUCCAGCGACUUCAUCGGUUGGGCAUCGUGGAAGAUGCCAGCUAUCGGAGAGAGCUGCUGAAGCGCAUCGCUGAGGUGGGCUGGGCGAUUGAGGAAGCUUUCGAUUGCGUGCCGCAGGACAUUGAAGGCUGCGUGGAUGUCGGGGAGCGAAUUUUCAUUGUACAAAGCCGACCUCAGGUGUAG